CCUUGCCGCGCGGGAGAUAAGGUAUCGUCAUCCUUGCACUCUAUCUGGAGUACCUCCCACCUUCCCGCGCUGUCAGAUGUCGCGGUACAGUGAAUCGACCUCGAUACUAAUAUAGAGAUGUCCCCUGGUCAAUCCGCAGCAGAUGUCCCGUCCACAAGGCCGGUAUCGGAGCAGACCCCUCUUCUUGGGGACCAAAGGCAAGAUGAUCUCAAUCAGCCGGGUGACUCUCCGGUUCAGUUAGCCGACGAACCCACCACCAGGGAGCUGAUCCUGGUGAUGGGAAGUGUCUGGGUUGGCGUCUUCCUUGCUGCCUUGGAUACCACGAUUGUCGCAACGUUGAGCGCUCCAAUCUCCUCGUCCUUCCACUCCUUGUCCCUGCUAUCGUGGCUGGCCACGUCCUACCUGAUAUCCAAUGCCGCCUUCCAGCCGCUGAGCGGUCGACUGACGGAUAUAUUCUCUCGUCGGGCAGGGCUGGUAUUCUCGAAUGUCUUCUUCGCCGCGGGGACGCUGAUGUGUGGACUCGCCAAAAGCGAAGGUGCUAUCAUAGCGGGUCGUGUCAUUGCGGGCAUUGGAGGAGGUGGUCUGACCGCCAUCUCGACCAUCAUCAAUUCGGACUUGGUUCCGCUCCGGAAGCGAGGAAUCUGGCAGGGCAUUGGUAACAUUUGCUACGGUGCUGGAAGUGGUCUGGGUGGUGUCUUUGGCGGAUGGAUCAACGACACGCUGGGCUGGCGGUGGGCUUUCCUGAUCCAAGUGCCCUUCAUUGUGGUGUCGGGCAUUCUGGUGACUGUCAUGGUAAAAGUGCCAGUCAAGGACACCGACGAUGCCAAACUGAAACGGGUCGACUUCCUCGGAGCGGUGACCUUGGUCACCACGCUUGUCUUGUUUCUGCUCGGACUCAACACGGGUGGAAACCAACUGCCAUGGACGCACCCGCUCAUCCUGGUCUCGCUGCCGCUAGCCGCCGUGUCCUUUGCCCUCUUCCUCUAUAUCGAGGCCAAGAUUGCGUCGGAGCCGGUCAUCCCAGUCCGGCUCCUUCUUGACCGGACGGUCUUUUCCGCCUGCUUGACCAAUUGGUUCGGCACCAUGACCGUCUUCGGGCUUUUGUUCUACUUGCCCUUUUUCUUCCAGGUCCAGGGCCUCUCCGCUACCGCCGCCGGCGUGCGGUUGAUUCCGCAAGCCAUUGGAACGUCCAUUGGUUCGCUGGGGGCUGGCGUUCUCAUGCGCUCCACCGGGCGCUACAAGGUGUUUGUCCGCAUCACCCUGACUCUUCUGGUCAUCGCUUCCAUCCUGAUCAGCACGUUGUCGCUCACGACUCCGGCAUGGCUCCCGUUUAUCUACUUCUUUCUGAUGGGCACGGCUUACGGCAGUAUGCUGACUCUUACCCUGGUGGCACUGAUCUCUGCCGUGGACCACGAACAUCAUGCCGUUAUCACCUCUGCAUCUUACGCCUUUCGCAGCACGGGUAGCACGAUUGGCAUUACAGUGGCCUCCGCCGUCUUCCAGAACAUUCUGAAGUCGGGGCUCUGGAGACGAUUUGGCGAUCGGGAAGAUGCGGGAGAGCUGAUCUCUAAGAUCCGAGACAGUCUGGAUGAGAUCCACCGUCUCCCCGCGGAUUGGGUCCCAGGGGUCUUGGAUGCGUAUAUUGACUCCCUACGGGCGGUAUUCCUUACACUGCUCGGAUUGGCGGUGCUGGGAGCGUUGGUCAGCAUGGGCAUGCGGGAGCAUAAGUUGCACUCGAAUCUCUCUCGCCGUGAGGAUUAGAGUUGGGAUGAAUGGUAGUCGAGGGGUAAACUCUACACUACAAGCUAUACAAAGUAUGUACUUAGUAGAAGAGCAGUAGAAGAGCAGUAGAAGGGUAGAAUGAAAGAAUGGAAAAGACUACCU
Molecule: messenger RNA, 1884 nt
Organism: Aspergillus fijiensis CBS 313.89
Lineage: Eukaryota; Fungi; Ascomycota; Eurotiomycetes; Eurotiales; Aspergillaceae
Product: MFS multidrug transporter
Exons: 2
Coding region: 118-1761 (547 amino acids)
Biological process (GO): transmembrane transport; basic amino acid transport
Cellular component (GO): fungal-type vacuole membrane
Molecular function (GO): basic amino acid transmembrane transporter activity
Source: RefSeq, a predicted model, not a curated record